GUAAGAUACAAAGUGGCAGCUCGCUUCUGCAAUCUUCUGAGCCUUUGAGAAUGGAGUCCUUUGAGCUGGCCCAACAUGGAGCUCAAGGGAGAAGUCUGUGUUGUUUUCAUCAAAUGGUUGGAAGAAUCCUCUUUUUGGUCACUGAAGUAGCUUACUCCAACUUGGAGUAUUUCAUAUUAUAUUGCAGUGGAGGUGGCAUUGUGCUCAAGAGCUAAUAGAGGCACAUCUCAAAGCAUGAAAUUUUUGGUGUUGAUGCAGUCACUCUAAUCUUCAACAAGUACACCAGUGAUUUCCCUGUCGAACACCUGUUCAAUGGUUGGCUGGGCAGCCUGGUAGAGAGAUAUGGUGGUCUUCUCCUGCACCACAAUGUGAGUGUUACUGCUUUGAGAGAAGUCUCUUCCAUGAGUUUGAGAAUGAGCAAAAUAUGAUAUCUUGCUUUCAGCGUAAUGGAGAAAGGGAAGAUGAGCUGCUAUGGCAUCAACACAGUCUUCGGGACUCCUUUAUGGAACAGAGGUUUGGCAAGAGAUCUCUUCUAUAAGUUGGAAGAUGAGCAUGUAAGCAACCUUCCUUUGAACACAAUGGAGAAAGAAGGUUCACUGUCGGCUAUUAAAGGAGAAGAAAGAUGCAGUUGGUGAUUCCUUCGAAACUCACAGAUUGUGAAAGAUGCAGUCUUUCUGCAAAGACAUCAGAAUGAUGCUACAUUUCAGUGUAAUUGAGCCAAAAUAUGGUAUACAUCUUUAAGCUAUAUGGCCUGUCUAAUGGCUGCACUGAAGGCAUGCAUUUGGAUCAACAGGGAAUGCAUGGCCGUAUCAGAGGAAUCAAUGAUUUGUUGAUGCAAUCUAGCAAUUGCUCUACCAAUGGAAAUCAGCUCAUUAGGUCAAUGAGCUGACCAAAAGGAAGUCCUAAUCAUUGACUCUGUGUCUUGGGGCUGCCUCAUGAUGUUGAUCCUGCAGUACAUGUAUUUCUCAGACCGAGUCACAACCCAGUCCGAGUUUGACCCGGCCCUAAACGUAUUUGCAACAUGCUGCUGCUAAUGAUUGCAAGAAAAAUGUCGAUAUACUUUGCGUUAAUCUUAUCUAUUCUCAUAUAUUUGGAUGGUAAUGAUCCUUCGUAAUCAAUCCGUGUAUACCAUCAUGAAGCAUUACGUCGAACACUCAGGUCAACCACGUCGAUCAAACGGCAUACUGAACCCGAGGCACCACGAGGAAGCAGAGACGACUCCUGGGAGCAUCUGCGUGCAACGAGCUCUGGUCAUUGCUCCGACCUUGCGGGACACUACUUCUUCCGCCUGCUAGCUGACGGAGCAAGUUCGUUUUCUGUGAACGAGGAACAAGGGACACACUGUGCGCGUUGCCCGGUUACCAAAUCCUUGGUCUUUCUCCCAUGGAGCAAUGUCGUGAGCAACAGCAGUAUCUGUUAUGCUUCAUUCACUCGGCAUUUGCUCAUCAUCACGAAGCCGAGUCAUGCAUGCCACCAGAUCUGAUGCUUGUAUUGCUACUGUCUAUAUAAGGAUUGUAUCUCCAGUUUCUCUUGGCAGCGAGGCGUUCGGUUAGGUUCCUGCUAGAUUCAUGGCGCAGGCUCGAUCACCGGCAGGGCAGAGUGGGCAGCUGCCGGACUUGUCGCACAGCGUGAAGCUCGAGUACGUGAGGUUGGGCUGCCGCUACCUGAUCAACCACAUCCUGACCUUGUUGUUGAUCUCCCUCGUGGCCGCGGUGGCCAUCGAGGCCCUGAGUACUCAGUGGCUCGACCUGGAGUACGACCUGGUGAGCGUCCUCGUCGUCUUCGUCGUCGUCGUCUUGGGAUCCACUGUCUACCUCAUGACCCGGCCGCGCCCGGUCUACCUCGUCGACUACGCGUGCCACGUUCCCCCACACGAGCUCCAGAUCCCGUUACAACUGGUGAAGGAGCGGUGCGGCAAAUUCGGCAAGUUCGACGAGCCGACCGUCGAGUUCCAGUUAAAGGUCCUCGAGCGCUCCGGGCUCGGCGAGGAGACGUACGCCCCCAAGGCCAUGCAUAGCGUCCCGCCCCGCCCUUCCAUGGCCUUAGCCCGAGAGGAGACCGAGCAGGUCAUGUUCGGCGCCCUCGACGCCCUCUUCGAGAACACCGCCGUGAACCCCAAGGACGUGGGGGUCCUUGUCGUGAACUGCAGCCUGUUUAACCCCGUCCCUUCCCUCUCCGCCAUGAUCGUCAACCGAUACAAGCUCCGGAGCACCGUCAGGAGCUUCAACCUGGGCGGCAUGGGGUGCGGCGCCGGCGUUAUAGCCGUCAGCCUCGCCGGCGACCUCCUGCAGGUGCACCACGCCACCUACGCCGUCGUGGUCAGCACGGAGAACAUCACCCAGAACUGGUACGCCGGCAGCCGCAAGUCGAUGCUCAUCGCCAACUGCUUGUUCCGCGUCGGCGGCGCCGCCGUGCUGCUCUCCAACCGCUUGGCCGACCGCCGGCGCGCCAAGUACAGGCUCGUCCACGUCGUCCGCACCCACCGGGGCGCCGACGACAAGGCCUACCGCUGCGUCUACCAGGAGCAGGACGACGACGGCAACGUGGGUGUGUCCCUGUCGAGGGACCUCACGGCCAUAGCGGGCGGCGCCCUCAAGGCCAACAUCACCACCCUCGGCCCCCUCGUGCUCCCCGUCAGCGAGCAGCUCCUCUUCCUCGCCAAGCUCGUGGCCAAGAAGCUGUGGAGCGACAAGACGAAGCCGCACAUCCCGGACUUCAAGCGCGCCUUCGACCACUUCUGCGUCCACGCAGGGGGCCGGGCGGUGAUCGACGAGCUCGAGAAGAACCUGGAGCUGCGGCCCGUCGACGUGGAGGCGUCCCGGAUGACGCUGCACCGGUUCGGGAACACGUCGUCGAGCUCCAUCUGGUACGAGCUGGCCUACAUCGAGGCCAAGGGGAGGAUGCGCAAGGGCCACCGGGUGUGGCAGAUCGCCUUCGGGAGCGGCUUCAAGUGCAACAGCGCCGUGUGGCAGGCGCUCCGCAACGUGCAGCCCUCGCCCCAUGGGCCAUGGGAGGACUGCAUCCACAGAUACCCCGUCCAAACAUCCCACCGGAUUGCUUCACCACGGCAAGACGCACAGCCACAGCCACAGCAGCAUUGACUCUGCUGUGACCUGGCAUUUAGCCCUGACAACAAUAACAAGCAAGAGACCGAACACAGACUUGUUUAGUGAUCCUCUCUCAACACGAUCUCAUCAGAAGACACUUUUCUUGAGUGGCUACAAAACAAUGCAACCGGAAAUGUUCAUGUUUUGGACCAAAAUGGGAGAAUAAGAUAUCGAUCUGAAUCAAGCAAAUCACCUGUGUGUCGGAAGAGAAAUAAUGACAGGACAAAAGACUAACAACAAAAGCAGAGGAGGUGAAGCUGUCAACCAAAUGCAUUCUCCUUUACCAACAAAGACACGCUAGGUUUAUUCGAUUCUAAAGCCUUAUCUACAGCCUCUUUACUUGAUAACAAAGAAGGAUAUGACUGUUUGGAUGAAUCAAAAGAACUUAAAAGAGAAAUCAUUUUAACAUGUAACUCGGAAUACAUUUGGGAAAACAGAGAAAGCAUUCCCAGAACAAAUGGUGACAUUGAAGAACCAAUACAUUCUUUUAAUACAACUAUUCAAAAGACAAAGAAACCAUGCAAGUAAACUUUUUCCUGAUGUUCUCUUCAUUCCAUUAUUUCCUCGGACAAAUUUUUUCCACACACUGCCAGUAAAACUAGAUUUUGCAACCUGGAAACCAUGCACAAAUUAUACAAAUGUACCGAUACCUUCUCGUUCCACACAAUGCACACUACAGAGCACCAAAGAAUGUUAGCAGCCCCACCUCAUGAAUUUCCUUGCACUCGUAAGUUCU
This is a messenger RNA of Musa acuminata subsp. malaccensis (wild Malaysian banana), 3843 nucleotides long. NCBI's taxonomy places the organism in Eukaryota, Viridiplantae, Streptophyta, Magnoliopsida, Zingiberales, Musaceae. The record is from RefSeq and is a predicted model, not a curated record.